Molecule: messenger RNA, 2056 nt
Organism: Amphiprion ocellaris (clown anemonefish)
Lineage: Eukaryota; Metazoa; Chordata; Actinopteri; Pomacentridae
Gene: nsun3
Product: NOP2/Sun RNA methyltransferase 3
Exons: 6
Coding region: 112-1500 (462 amino acids)
Biological process (GO): rRNA methylation
Cellular component (GO): mitochondrial large ribosomal subunit
Molecular function (GO): methyltransferase activity
Source: RefSeq, a predicted model, not a curated record
GAGGGACGUACCAGUCAGUGUUGAGCGUUUUUAAGUGCUUUUAUGAGAGACAUUUAUCAAUAAUGAAAAUAAAUUCGGACCUGUCAGUUACGCAGUAACAUAGAGACCUAAAUGUCUAAUCAUAUGUUUUCCGUACAGCAGUUUUAUGUUACGUGGAGGAGAAUUUGCUGUAAAAGUAAGAAGCUAACUCCAGUAGCUCUGAACUGGUUGUGGUCGUCCAACUGUCACGCUGGUUCUCGUGUUGUUUCUCUGCAAAGUAACCAAAAGGGAACCUCAAAUAAGCAGGUAACAAAAAGACACAAAAAAGAAAGAUCUUCAUGUCAAGCAGUACUUAAUCACUUUGACCAGCAGUACAGUGAGGAACUUGGAGACUUGUGGCCAUCUGCAAGACAUGUGCUCCUGGACCCUCCGUCUUGGCAGUAUGGUGUCAUGCUCAACCGCUUCAGCACUGUUACAGACAUCACACAGAUUCUUCAGUCCCAGGGCUUUUCCACAUUGCUGCCACAAACAAAUAUCUCAGUGUUGCUUUGCAAUGAUCCCUCCAUGGUGUCACAUUCUAAAUACCAUGAAGGAAAAGACACUCUGUUGUCAUCUGACUACAUCAACAAGCGCCCUCCUGAUAACUCCCUUCCUCAGCCUGGUCAGGACCCUCAGUCUGAACCCUCUCUCAGUUUGCCGCGUCCUUCAUUACAGUGUUACAUCCACCCAAGCCCACUGCGAUUUCCCUCUCAGGCUCACAGGCCUGGCCAGUUGAAGCAGUACUACCUCCUGAACGCUGCCUCCCUGCUUCCAGUGCUGGCUUUACAGGUCAGAGAUGGGGAGAAAGUUUUGGAUCUUUGCUCUGCUCCUGGUGGCAAAGCCUUAGCCAUAAUGCAGAGUGCCACGCCAGUGCUUCUCUGCUGUAAUGAACCAGAUCCUCACAGACGGGACUGGUUGGCCAAAACGUUGGAGUCUUUUCUGCCUCACUCACUAAACAGCAGAGUGAUUUUGUCCUCGCAAGAUGGACGGUCUUUUGGGCAAAGUGAAGCUGGUGUGUACGACAAGGUUUUAGUCGAUGCUCCAUGUUCAAAUGACAGGAGCUGGCUGUAUUCUUGCAGCAACCAGCAGGGGGAACAGAGGCUGAAGGAAAGAGCCAGACUGCCUGUGCUCCAGGCUCAGUUGCUUAGGUCUGCACUGUCAGCGGUGCGUCCAGGGGGCAUUGUUGUCUAUUCAACUUGCACACUGUCCAGCUUUGAGAACUGUGCUGUGAUUGAGACGGCCCUCAGUGACUUUCCUGAGGCUGAACCUGAAGACCUGUGGGAGGAGAUUGCUGUUCCUUUAUCAAAAUACUUUGCAUUUAGUUCUCACCCUGGUCAUGGACAGACACCUCACAAGCCCUCCCUGAAGCCACAGAAUGGCACCGUGUCCUCUUAUCAACACAGACUCGGCAUUCUAGUGGUCCCUCAGCCCGGCAAAACCUGGGGACCCAUGUUUUUGUCUCGGAUUAGAAGAAGGAAAUAGUCGGUAUCUUCCUGUGUGGAACAGAUAUGUGAAAUGAAACUGCAAAACUUACACAUUACCUCAAUGCAAAGCACCACUGUAAGAAUUUACAAUUCAGAUGCAGCGAACUCUGCACAGUGCCAAUCUGUGCCAUUUUGCAAAGGAGGGAAGUAAGAACAGCGGCAGUUUAGAUAUGUGGGUGUAAACAUGUUAGUGUCAACGAAUAUAUAUUUAUAUAAGUUAUAAAUGUUGUAGUUUUAACGAUGUAAAUACUGCAAGAAACGCAUUGUAUUAAUGCUUGACAGUGGGUGCACAUGCUCUUGAUUUGCUGGUGCUUGCACUGCCUUGAGAAGUUGAACAUUUCUUUACUUUCCCACGGUUGACCCACAAUUCAGUUUGGAAACUCUCUAUAUAACUCCAUUUAAAGUGAUGGAUAAGCAAGACAGUUGAAGCUUGAAACAUACGCCGAGUGUCGCAGCUACGGUUUUUAUUGUUUCUAUAGCCGCUAGCCUUUUUGUGUGUGGGUGUGUUACAUGAGAUUUUACAUUAAGCAAAUAAAAACAGAACAAUUCUCAAA